Messenger RNA from Cheilinus undulatus (humphead wrasse), 1484 nucleotides. RefSeq names its product NIPA like domain containing 4 (gene nipal4). Gene Ontology annotation, cellular component: membrane. Lineage: Eukaryota; Metazoa; Chordata; Actinopteri; Labriformes; Labridae. Gene Ontology annotation, molecular function: magnesium ion transmembrane transporter activity. Bases 21 to 1268 code for a protein of 415 amino acids. The record is from RefSeq and is a predicted model, not a curated record. Gene Ontology annotation, biological process: magnesium ion transport. The transcript is spliced from 10 exons.
UCCUGCAUCGUAGCAACACGAUGCGAGAUGUUCACCUCAGCAAUGAGACGUGCAGUAACGGGUCGGUGGUUCGGCUGUGGUGUGGCUUCCAGUCCGCCGUGUGUGUGGUCAGUGGAGAUCAGCUGUUCAGCUCACAGCCAGACAACAACACUCAGACAACAGAUUUACAGACUCAGACUUCCUACAACCUGUGGCUCGGCCUGACGCUCGCCCUGCUCUCCGCCUUCCUGAUUGGAGGAAGCGUCAUCUUGAAGAAGAAAGCUCUCCUCCGAUUGGCCAGCAACGGACACACCAGAGCAGGUGAUGGAGGCCACGGCUACCUGAAGGACUGGCUGUGGUGGGGAGGCCUGUUAACCAUGGGAGCAGGAGAAGUGUGUAACUUUGCUGCCUACAUGUUCGCUCCGGCCACGCUGGUGACUCCGCUGGGCGCUCUGAGCGUGCUCAUCAGUGCAGUUCUCUCCUCCCACCUGCUGGGGGAGGUGUUGAACGUGGUGGGGAAGCUCGGCUGUCUGCUCUGCGUGCUCGGAAGCGUCUUGCUGGUUAUCCAUGCCCCACAGGAAAGGGAAGUGACAUCACUAGAGGAUAUGUCCAACAAGUUGCUGGAACCUGGUUUCCUGGUGUACAUGACCCUGGUGUUGUUGCUGUGUGCCGUGCUCGUGCUGUAUUUCUCUCCACGGGUCGGUCGCUCUAACAUCCUCGUCUACAUCAGCAUCUGCUCGCUGCUUGGAGCUUUCACUGUCUCCUCUGUGAAGGGCCUCGCCAUUGCCAUCAACACUGUGGUUUAUGAUAUUUCUGUGCUUGCCAAUCCCCUCACCUGGAUCCUGCUGGUCACUCUCAUCGUCUCCAUAGUAACACAGGUGAACUACCUGAACAAGUCUCUGGACACCUUUAACACCCUGCUGGUCUACCCCAUCUACUACGUCCUCUUCACCUCCGUGGUUCUCUGCUCCUCCAUCAUCCUCUUCCAGGAGUGGAGGAGCAUGGCUACUGUGGACGUGGUCACCACGCUGGGAGCCUUCAUAGUCAUUGUAGUGGGCGUGGCCAUGCUCCACCUCUUCAGAGACCUGCAGGUGACGAUGAAAGAGCUGACCAAUCAGCUGUCUCAGCCGGUGGAGAGGGAGGAGCUCUCAGCCAAUGGGGGACCGGCAGUUGAAGGAGGGAGGAGUCGGAAUAAAAAAGAGGAUAAAUACGGACUGAUGGACAACAUGAUGAUAGAGAGUCUUCCUCCUAUGAGAGAGGACGGACCCAGAGUCUUCAUCAUCAGCUGAGAGACACCAACGAAGAAGAAGAAACACAGACACAGGUUUGUGUUUCCUGUCUGGACUUUGUAGUCCACACUGAUCUGAUGUGUAGUCCUGACUCUGACGAUGAUGUGCACUGAUUUAAAGGUGUGGUCCUCUGGUUUGACGGCAUUAGGGUUCAACUCUGAGGUCCAUCAGCUCUCAGUGACCAGCUGCUGGUCCGGUUUAGACUUCAUCUCUUUC